Aphidius gifuensis is the source of this 1580-nucleotide messenger RNA. RefSeq names its product secretin receptor-like. The record is from RefSeq and is a predicted model, not a curated record. Gene Ontology annotation, biological process: adenylate cyclase-modulating G protein-coupled receptor signaling pathway; cell surface receptor signaling pathway. Gene Ontology annotation, molecular function: G protein-coupled peptide receptor activity; peptide hormone binding. Gene Ontology annotation, cellular component: plasma membrane. The coding region runs from base 178 to 1503 and encodes 441 amino acids. Lineage: Eukaryota; Metazoa; Arthropoda; Insecta; Hymenoptera; Braconidae. The transcript has 7 exons.
UCAGUGAAUUAUAAUCAAUUAUUCAUACUUAUUUUUUUUUGUUUAUUUUUAUUAUCUAAAAACGUGUAUUGUGAAGAUCAAAAGUCAUCUUAAAACGUGGGAAAAACACCAACGAUAAUAUCACAAGUUAUUAUAUAUUUUUUCUUCGCAAAUUUGUUAGUUUGCUGGUAAAUUAAAAUGAACGAAGAAGAUAUUGAUGUCUUUAUAAAAAAUCAAAAAGACUUGUGCAAUUUUGUUUUAACUCAACAUGUUUUAAAUGUUUCUAAUUAUUGUUCAUCGUCAUUUGAUGGACUUCUAUGUUGGCCAAUAACUAAAAAAGGAAUGUUAGCAACACAACAAUGUCCACCAAAAUUUGUGAUGGGUUAUAAAAAUUCUGGUAAUCCAUUGGCGACAAAACAAUGCAUGCCAACUGGUAAAUGGUAUGAAAAUCAUGAAUCAGUUAAAUGGAGUAAUUAUAGUCUUUGUAAACCACCGUCUGGAUUUUAUGUUACCGCUAUUACAAAUAUUGAAAUCCAUCAUUCUGAAUAUGAGAAUAUUUACAAUUCAUCAAUUUUACAUAAAUGGGUACCAAUUAUAAAAAAUGUUGCAAAUGUUGGUUACACAUCGUCACUUUGUACAUUAAUAAUAGCAAUGAUUAUAUUUUCAUUACUACGAAAACUUCGUAAUCCACGUAAUCGCUUACACAUGCAUAUGUUUGGAUCAUUUAUAAUGCGUGCAUCAAUGUCAAUAUUAAAAAAUUGGCUAUUCAUUGAUGGUGUUGGUAUGUCCUGGGACAUGGUUAUUGUCGAUGAUCAAACAACUUUUAUCAAAGAAAAAAUAAAUUGGUUUUGCAAAGUAAUAACGAGUCUUUGGCAAUAUUCAAUUGUCGCAAACUAUGCUUGGAUAUUGAUGGAAGGAUUGUAUCUUCAUAAUCUUAUUUUUUUAUCAUUUUGUGGUGAAAAAACUGAUAUCAAUUAUUAUAUUUUUUCGGGUUGGAUAUUCCCGGCAAUUGUUGUUUCAUGUUGGAUCACUGUUAGAAUUUUUUUUGAAGAUACAUUUUGCUGGACUACUCAUGAUAAUCCUACACUUUUUUACAUCAUUCGUAUACCAAUUAUGCUGUCAAUUGUGUUUAAUUUUUUUCUUUUUAUCAAUAUUGUGAGGGUCCUUUUUAUUAAAAUGAAAACAUCCGUUCAUCUCCAGCGAAAAAAAAUGCAAUACAAAAAAUGGGCUAAAUCAACUCUCGUUUUGGUUCCUCUUUUUGGUGCUCAUUAUACAAUUCUUCUGGGUCUUUCGUAUCAUGAAGAUCGUCGGAUUGAAUUAAUUUGGCUUUUUUGUGAUCAACUAUUUGCAUCGUUUCAGGGAUGUUUUGUGGCUUUCUUGUACUGUUUAUUGAACAGUGAAGUUCGUGAUGAAAUUAAAAGAGCCUGGAGAGCAAAAAAAUCACGUCAUGAUUCAAUGAAUUUAACGAAUCGUUAUAUCACCGGAAAUCGACCAAUUAGACCCAUCAAUGUAUCAGUAUUUUAAAUAUUUAACUGUAAUUAUUUUAUUCAUAAAAUUAAAUACUUAAAAAUUAACAAACAUAUCAAUUUUUUUAGCUUCAA